Messenger RNA from Salvia hispanica, 2561 nucleotides. It is a transcript of the gene APG7, whose product is annotated as ThiF family protein. Gene Ontology annotation, cellular component: phagophore assembly site; cytoplasm. The record is from RefSeq and is a predicted model, not a curated record. Gene Ontology annotation, molecular function: Atg12 activating enzyme activity; Atg8 activating enzyme activity. Lineage: Eukaryota; Viridiplantae; Streptophyta; Magnoliopsida; Lamiales; Lamiaceae. Gene Ontology annotation, biological process: protein modification by small protein conjugation; piecemeal microautophagy of the nucleus; autophagosome assembly.
UAACAGGUGUUGAAGCAGCGUAUGGAUCGGAUUUGGAAGAUACAGAAAUCUACAAGACUUCAAUCCAACUUUCUUCUCACCUCAUCCAAACCCGAGAACGGCACAAACUCCAUUAGUCCCAACUGUGUGCCCUAAUUUUCUUCUAAUUUUUCGCAGCGUUUGGGUAUAGAGUUGUGCAAGUCGCAGAUCCUUAUGCGGCGUAGUUUUACCCCAAUUGUCAAUACUAUUUGAUCGAUCAAAGCAAAGAGGAGCGUAGGAAUUCAUGUCGUCCAGUUCGGUGGAUGAAGGGAAUGAAUCAGUUCUUCAAUUCGCUCCUUUUCAAAGUGCAGUGGACGAGGGAUUUUGGCACAGAUUGUCAUCACUGAAGCUCAACAAGCUUGGGAUUGACGAAUCUCCUAUUCCUAUCACUGGUUUCUAUGCCCCUUCUUCACAUCGGCAAGUAUCCAAUCAUUUAACUCUUUUCACGGAAUCAUUACCUCCUGAGUCUAAUGAACAAUCACUUGAGCCUGUAUUAAGUCGUGGGAACAGGAAUAGAUGUCCAAUCCCUGGUAUUCUUUACAAUACAAACACAUUGGAGGGGUUCCAGGCUCUCGACAAACAAAGCCUACUCAAAGCAGAAGCAAAAAAGAUAUUGGAGGAUAUCAUAUCCGGCAAAGUCCAGGAGGACUGCAGCCUUCUAUCAAGAUUCCUCGUCAUUUCAUUUGCUGACUUGAAAAAAUGGAGCUUUUAUUAUUGGUUUGCUUUCCCAGCAUUGGUUCUUGACCCUCCAGCAACUGUUGUUAAUCUUAAGCCGGCUACUCAAUGGUUUAGUAAGAAUGAGGUGGAGUCUGUGACGGCUGCUUGUAAUGAUUGGCGCAAUAUGUGCUCAACAACUGAUAUUCCUUUCUUCCUGGUAUCCAUUCCUUCAAAUUCUGCUGCGACUAUUAGGCAUCUGGCUGAGUUUGAAGCCUGUCAGAGGGAUGGUCAUAAGAUCCUGUUUGGAUUUUAUGACCCUUGCCAUCUUCCAAAUAAUCCUGGUUGGCCACUUCGAAACUUCUUAUGGUAUAUUUUCAGAAGAUGGUGUCUUCCUAAGGUUCAUUUUUUCUGCUAUCGUGAGAGUCGUGGUUUGGCUGAUUUAGAAUCAUCGUUGGUGGGAGAAGCAUCAGUAUCAAAUUCGCAAGAGCUGAGAAAUCAUGAGAACGUGCCAAAUGCUGUUGGCUGGGAACUCAAUAACAGAGGGAGAAAGGCAUCAAGGUGCAUUAGUCUUGCCAAGACAAUGGAUCCAAAUAGGUUAGCAGUUGAAGCUGCCGAUUUAAACUUAAAGCUUAUGAGAUGGCGUCAGCUGCCAUCACUAAAUCUGACUGUCUUGUCAUCUACAAGAUGCCUUCUUUUAGGUGCAGGUACACUUGGAUGCCAGGUUGCUAGGAUGCUUAUGGCAUGGGGUGUUAGGAAGAUCACAUUUGUUGAUAGUGGUAGAGUUUCUAUGUCUAAUCCACUUCGGCAGUCGCUGUAUACCUUGGAUGAUUGUCUGAAUGGUGGUGAAUUUAAGGCCAUAGCAGCUGCUAAAAGUUUAUCUAGAAUAUAUCCAGCAGUGGAAACACAAUCAGUUGUAAUGGCUAUUCCUAUGCCUGGGCAUCCUGUACUGAGCCAAGACGAGAAUAGUGUGCUUGAAGACUGCAAACAGUUGCAUAACUUAAUAGAUUCACAUGAUGUAAUAUUUUUGCUAACUGAUACACGAGAAAGUAGGUGGCUUCCAACUCUUCUUAGUGCCAAAACCAACAAGAUCGCUAUUACUGCUGCUCUCGGGUUUGAUAGCUUUCUAGUUAUGCGCCAUGGAGCUGGUCCUUUUAGUUCUUCUCAUGAAAUAAAGACAGAAGCUGUAAAUGAUUUAUCUGCUGAAAUCGCAACCAUCUCGCUUGAGGGGGAGAAUAGGGGGCAGAGAUUGGGUUGUUACUUUUGCAAUGACGUUGUUGCUCCAGUUGAUUCAACCUCUAACCGUACAUUAGACCAGCAAUGUACUGUCACACGUCCAGGACUUGCUCCUAUUGCAUCUUCUCUCGCAGUUGAGCUUCUCGUAGGUAUUCUACAUCAUCCUUCUGGGAUAUCAGCAAAAGCUGAAUUUUCCAGCACAAUUGAUAAUGGCGGCGAUCAACCUCUCGGAAUUCUGCCCCAUCAAGUGCGAGGCUCUCUGUCCCAGUUUUCUCAGAUGAUCCUCGUCGGCCAUGCGUCUGCAAGUUGCACUGCUUGUAGCUCCAUUGUUGUGGAGGAGUAUGAGAAGAGAGGAUUGGAUUUUAUACUUGAAGCCAUCAACCAUCCGACGUAUUUAGAAGAUCUAACCGGACUAACUGAACUGAUGAAAUCAGCCGGCAAAUUUGAAGUGGAUUGGGCUGAUGAAACUGGCGAUGACGAUGAUGAAUUUUCUCUCAUUUGAGUUUUAAUUAACGUUGGCAAUAGAGGUUUGUUUUUAUUAAUUUCAAAAUAAAUUGAAAAAAGGAUUGGUUUAGCUGAAUGCAUGUUAAUUGCCUUAUUCUAAAGGCUAACAACAUCGUUUCCUUCUGCAUAAAUAACGAGUAUAUUAUACA